CUGAACACCCACAACACCUCAACUAUUACAAUAAUAAUAAUAAUAAUAAUAAUAAUAAUAAUAAUGUGUAUAAUAAUAUGGUUGGCAUGUUUGAUUCACAAAUCCAGAUUUGGUGAUUAGAUUUCUGCUUCUGCCCUGUGUGUACAGAGUCUCCAGGUGCCUCGGGGUUUCCUCUGGGUCUGGUUUCUUCCCCAGUCCAGGUUUAUGUGAUUGUGAUCUGCUGGAAAAGCUCCAGGAUCCUCCCGACCUUGAGUAGGAUAUGUGGUACAGAAAAUGGAUGCAUGGAUGGAUAAUAAUAAGUAUCUACAGAAAUUGGUCCAGAUCGAGUCAGGUUGGAGAAAGGGCGACCUCUAGUGACCAUUUUGUGUAGCUACACGGAUGGGAGUCUCUGCUUGGACUGUUGUUAUGGAAACACCGUGAAACAAUGCAGCGGCUGAGAUUUGUUGAACGUUGUUGGCACUUCGUUCAAGACGUUUAAAUAUAAUCGAUUUUAGAGGUAAAUGUACACUAAAUAUGCAGUUUUGCUGUUUGUAUUUCUUAGUUGUAUUUUAAUAACACGGAUGGACUAAUUGUAGAUCAUGAGUCAGCCAGAUGGGAGCAGCACUCCUCCACCUGGAGGUGAUGAGAAUAAGAGUCACUUUCAGCCAGAGAAGUUACAGGAAGUAUGUACCAACUCCCCGUCAACAAGUCUGGCUCUACAGUGCCUAGAGGAGCUUUUCUUAGACGAUGUGAUCAGUGGAGAUAAAAUGGCCCGACUGAAGGCCAGCCUCAAUUUGCUGCAUGACACCUUAAGAAGCUCUCAGGAGUCUGAGCUGAAACUGCUACAGGAGGUGCAGUGUCUCCAAGCAGAGCUGAAGCGGCAGCAGCAAGAGUUACAGAAAGCAGAGCUGUUCAGUGAGGGCCAGCGCCUGGAUGGAAGCUGCAUGAGACAACAGCUCUUACAGUUUCACAACAAGCUCCAAGAGUCUGAGGAGAGAGAGCGCCAGAUGCAGUACAAACUAGCAUGUCUCCAGGAGGAAAAAAUCUGUCUCAAGAAAGAGUAUGAAAGCCAACCAAAGUAUGAGCAAGAGAAGAGGUCCAUAGCUUUGAACGAGAGCUCUGAGAAGAUGAAGAAGGAGAUCACCCAGAGGCAUCAGGAGAUCAAGACAUUAACAGAUGGCAUCAAGGCAUGCAAUACACAGCUGCAGAAGGAGCAACAGGAGCUAGAAGACAAAAAGGACACAAUUCAGAGCAAAGAGGCUGAAUUGGCACAGCUGCUCUCCAUUCCUGCUCAGCUGGGGAAAGAGAUUGGAAGAAUUAAUUGCAAAAUGAAGAAUGUACAGAAGCAGAAGACUGCACUUGAAAGGCAGCUGCUGGAGCUGGCAGAGAGGGUGAAGCAGACACAGGUGGGCUGCAGGCAGCUGGAUGAAGAGUGCAGGAGCGUGAUGAAGGAGCUGAAGGGCUGCAGGGCCCAACUGGAGGUGGCUCAGAGAGAGAGAAGCAUGCUACUCAAAGAACAGGAGAUGACCAAGGAGGAGGAGGCUGUCCUCCUAGAACAAAGAGGCCUACUGGAAAUCAACCUGAUCCAAAUCAAGGAGGAGAGAAAGACCCUUCAUGACAGUCUUGUUAAGAAAGUGCGAGAGAAAGACCGACUACAGCGUAGAUUAAAAAACAUGCUACUACAGCACAAAAUGUCUAAAGAUGCCCUGCUGCACACUCAGGAGCUCUACAACAAAACAAAGACCCAGAGGGAUAUAAUGCCUAAGGAUGAUGACUUGCUACAGAAAAUCCAAGAUCUGCAAACAGAAGUGGACAAUCUAAAACUGAAAGUGGUCCAUCAGCAGUCAGUUACGGGUAUUGAGGCCGAGCUGGUUGAGCAGUGUAUAGUGCAGAAACAGGCUCUGGUAAGAGAGUGCAAUCACCACCGUGGGGAAUUGCACCAUCUUCAUGCCCUGAUCCGAAUCAAAGCAGACGAGAGAGAUCAGAAGAGCAGAGAGCUGCUCAAAGCUCAGAUGAGGUGCAACCAGAUUAAACAAGACAUCAGAGGAAAACAGCUACAGAUCCUUGAGCACAAGAAACAAUAUCAGGAGAUUCAGUCAAGGCUCUGUGUUUUUGGCAAGCUGUAUGAGACCACCAAGGAAGAACGAAACAAAUGUGUAAACCUACUACAGAUCGUCACCCAGCACACAACCAAGAUGAAGGAGAAGUUCAAAAUCCUGAAGAAUGAAAUUGAGAUUCUGCACAGCCAAACAAUCAAAAACGAUAGGCUGCUGCAGAAAUCUCAUCUGAAGCACGUACACAGCCACACAAUCUGGAACAGCUUGAGGAAUGACAUAUCCAAGGUGACUGGGAGACUUCAUGAGAUGCAGCACAAGAGUGAAGAACAGAGACUCAAAAUUGUUACACUUGGACAAGUCAUCAAUGCCCAGGAGCAAGAUCUGCUGCACAUGCGCAAGAGCCAUGAUGCUUCUGUCCAGAGCCGCAACGAACGUGGUGUGCAACUCUUGGAGAGAGAGGAGGAGAUGUGUGUCUUCUAUGCAAAGGUAAAUGUCCAGAAGAAUCUGAUCUGUGAAGGGACGCUACAGAUACAGGCACUGGAAGAGGAGAGCUGCUCUCUUAAGAUGCUAAUUAAUGAGGAGCAGAGGCAAAUCAACUUGAGUAAAAAACAAAUGUCUUGCAAGAAACCCCUGGAGGAUGAGAGUGCCUCACUGCAGAUACAGCUGUCUGAGUGUAAGGAGCACAAUUUAUCCCUGGAGAAGACACUUGAAGUCCAAGUUACAGAGAGACGACUGCGUAAACUGAGUGGUGAAGAUCCAUCUCCUCCUGAGCUUAUCAAGAAGAUAGAACAGCUGGAGAUGCAGCUGGCAGCGAGAGAGGCUCAGCUGCUGGAGAAAGAGCUGAUCUAUGAGCAGGUGAACCGAUUGUCUCAGCACAUUCGCACAAAGGCAGAUAAUGGGAAAGAGGACACACUCAGAUUGGCCAAAAAGGUCAACGAGUUCCAGAGCCGCAUUAAGGAGUGCACUAAGAAGCUAAUGGCUGUGGUGUCGGAGUUAGCCAUGCGUCAAUCUCAGGCUCUGUGUCUCCAGCAGGAGCUUCGUGAGAAAGAGUUUGAGCUUGACUUGUGCCACAGCAGACUGGAAAUGGGACUAGGACCUUCUGAAACCAUAGAGCAGGAGUGGCUAUGCCAUAUCCAAACCCAGCAGAAAUGCCAGAUAACCGAGGAGGAAGAAUGGAGUCAGCUUCCAAAUGGAGUCUACACCACUGCAGAUUUGCGGCCAAAUUCCUACAUCCCAACUGAAGAUUCGCUGCCUCUGCCCAAACCAUAUGGAGCCCUGGCACCUUUCAAACCGAGUGAGCUCGGAACCAACAUGCGCCACAUCCGCAAGCCUCAGCCCAAGCCCCUCGAGAUCUAGAGCCUUGCAUUACAAUAAUGUCCACAGCAUUUUCUGACAUAUACACAUAGAAAUAAAGAAAUAAAUGUGAAAAUAAAAGUUCA
This is a messenger RNA of Hemibagrus wyckioides, 3475 nucleotides long. It is a transcript of the gene ccdc146, whose product is annotated as coiled-coil domain containing 146. The record is from RefSeq and is a predicted model, not a curated record. The transcript is spliced from 20 exons. NCBI's taxonomy places the organism in Eukaryota, Metazoa, Chordata, Actinopteri, Siluriformes, Bagridae. The coding region runs from base 579 to 3392 and encodes 937 amino acids. Gene Ontology annotation, cellular component: cytoskeleton.